AUGGAAAAGAAUAAUAGUAUUAGUAGUAAUAGUAGUAGUGAGAGUUCUGAUCAGACAACUCCUCCACCACCAACAACUCAUCAAAGAACUAGAAGAGCGUAUAAAUCCAGGAGUAAAGUGGUGGUCGCUGCCAACUCAGAUUCAACUGAUGGCAGUAGUAGUGCCAAUGCGACCACAACAACAACCGAGGACGAGGAGGACGAUGAAUACGAAUCAACAAAGGGAGAGGAUGAGGAAGAGGAUGAGGAGGAUGAGAUCACCUCUCCAAUGUCACCAUCGGAAAUCAAACAUUACCUCUCCGAUACCGAACCAGAGAUCAAUCCUUUAACUGGAGACCUUGAGGAUGAGGACCACGAAGUUCCUCUAAUCAGCAUGUUCCAGCGGUUCCUUAAUAGAGAGGCAAUCAAGAGCUUGAAGCAUAGACAUUCACAACUCAAUACCAAGUUGAUCCGAUUGAGGAGGAAGGUAGUGGACAAUGUCAACCUCAAGGAGAAAGGCCAGAGACUAAAGAGAGAGAAGGAUAAGAUCAAGGAGCUGAUAAAGCUCAAGAAGAGUGAGUUCAAUGACAAGAUGAAUGCGCCACCAUUCCUACGUCUGAUGGACAAAGUGGCUUUCACUUUGGGACUGAUCGUUUUGUUCACUUCAGAGUUUGUACUGAUACGUGCACCUCAGUACAUGUAUCUAUUGUACACUGCACUGGUGAUACCAUUGAUGGUACUACGAUUCUUUGACUACCACCGCUCAAAGUACCAUUACUUCAUGUUGGACUUUUGUUACCUAUGCAACUUCCUCUUGCUAUUCUACAUGUUUGGACAUCAGUUAUUGCUCGGACCUCUAUCCACGCCGUCAUUCUUCAAACUGGUGUUUGCGCUGACCAAUGGGCCAUUGGCAUGGGGCUGCAUUGUUUGGCGUAACAGUAUGGUGUUCCACGACGUUGACAAGCUCACAUCUGUGUUCAUUCAUCUCUGUCCUCCUAUCGUGACAUAUUGUCUGCGCUGGUACCCAAUCGACUUCCCACUGGAUAAUGCCUGUGGCGGACAACCCUGUACACUCUCAUUCAAAGAUACAUUCGUCAUUCCCAUCGCCCUAUACGUUCUCUGGCAAGUCUUUUACUUUGCAAAGACGGAAAUCAUCGAUGAGACCAAGCUGGCCAACGAUCAAGACAUCAUGACGUCCUCUAGAUGGAUGUCUGUCAGACAGCCACAUCCAAUUUACAAGAUGUUAUUAGCCAAGAACAUCAAUGUCUCGCCAGGUGCAGUACUCAUGGCCUUCCAACUACUUUAUACCCUUGGAACACUGAUAACAUUGCCAUUGUUGAUGACAUCAUUCGUCGCUCAUACUGUAUUCCUCUUGUUCAUCUUUGUGAUGGUGUCUUGGAAUGGUGCCUGCUACUACUUUGAAGUGUUCAGCGAGAACUACAGCAAACGUUACAAAUCGGUCAUUGGAGAAAACCUUCAAACAUCGUCAUCGACCUCGACGUCUUCAACAUCGACAACAACUUCAUCAACUACUUCAACAUCAUCAUCAUCAAUGAUUACCUGCCACAAGCUGACGAUCAAAUCUGUAUAUUCCUUCACCAAGUUCUUUAUGGUCUUCUUGAUAGCGCUGCUCUUGUUCCUAAAGUUCAUUCUCUAG
This is a messenger RNA of Acytostelium subglobosum LB1, 1635 nucleotides long. RefSeq lists its product as hypothetical. The coding region runs from base 1 to 1635 and encodes 544 amino acids. The transcript has 4 exons. Gene Ontology annotation, biological process: phosphatidylcholine biosynthetic process. Lineage: Eukaryota; Evosea; Eumycetozoa; Acytosteliales; Acytosteliaceae. The record is from RefSeq and is a predicted model, not a curated record.